Molecule: messenger RNA, 2489 nt
Organism: Diatraea saccharalis (sugarcane borer)
Lineage: Eukaryota; Metazoa; Arthropoda; Insecta; Lepidoptera; Crambidae
Source: the annotation of a GenBank genome assembly
AUGAUUGUGUAUUAUUUACACAGUUUGGUAAGUUCAUAUUUAAAAUAAAAUAAUAUGUUAAAAUAAAAAUUUAUGUUAGAUAAAAAAAUUAAAGUAUUAAUUGUAAAAAUUUCGAUAUUUAUUUUUACAUGAUUAAUUAUGAUAAGUACGUAUUCAUAAUAAAGAUUACAAUUUUAAUAAAAAUAAGGACAAAUUUUGGUAAAUGAAUCCAAAAUUGUAUAUUUCACAUGUAUUAGAAUAAAAUAUUAAUCAAUAAAUUAUUGUUACUAACGUUCAGUUUAAAGAUCGACAUGUAAUAAAUUACGUGCUACGAGAUUUAACUGGUUGAUUUAAUGUAUUUGUCGCGCACCUUUUUUAUUUUGUUCUUAGCGCGUUAAUUAAUUAACACGCUAAUUUUUAUUAGCGUUUAGUCUCAGCUUGUUACUGUAUUUUGUUGUUUUGAACAACUCUAUAUUGUACACACAUAUUCUAUACUGCACGUCAGGUUAUCGUAAUAUAUCAAAUUUCUGCAAUUAAUUUAAAACUCUACUGUUAAUAUUUAAGAUUUAAAUUCAAUUACAAAAAUUUGACAGUUUUGACUAUAGUGUAGGUGCUGUUGAAUGUUUAUACCAGUUUAUACGUUAUUUGGUCAAACAUAAAAAUUUAGAUUUCCUCUUUUUAUGAUUUGUUAAUUAAUUACUGCUGAAAAAUACUACGGCUACUCAUAGUGUGAAUUUUCUUGAAAAAAUAAUUAUGAUAUCCAAGUUUUCACUUUGUGUAAUUUGGUGGUUAUUCCAUCUUACUGCUUGUAACCAAAAAAUAGGACCAGAUCCAUGGGAUUUUGAUAAUGAUAAGGGAUCACCUGCAUCUGAGAAUGAUUACAAUACGCCUCCAGAUCUUAAAAUCCCAUUGAAGAAGAAAAUUCCAAGUACUGUAAACUCUGGCACUGGAGAUUGGUUUUUUAAGAGAACAUUAGCAAUUAUUUUAUAUGGAGGUCACAAUCAAGUUAAUGAAGAUGGCAGUGUAGAUAUUUCAUUACAAAUGAAGUUUGAAUUAAAUCGCUGGGAGACUCUUGAUCAAUAUAUUAAGUCAAAUGUGGCUUUUACUGAUGAUAUGUUUCGACGUUCGAUUGGAUAUGUGGAGGAUGCUAUUUAUAAACCUACAGUGACAGAGAAAAUGGUACUCGCCUGGAAUGAGUAUAUAUUGUACUAUUUGACAGAAUACAAGGUGAACAGUAUUUUAGCAACUUGUAUUACAUACAAAAUUAUUACAUCAUGAAAAUUUUGUAUAAAUUUCUUUUGAUAAUUUUCCAGCUUUACCUCACAUCGGUUCUUGGAGGAUUUGCUAUAAUGGGACUAUUGCAUUGGCUUUGGAAACGCAUUUCACAUAAACAUGUCCUCAUUAUACUGUUUAUAGGUUUAUAUAUUUAUGAAGUGAUCAUUUCAUACAAGGAGGCAGAACAAAAAGAAUUAGAAACAUUUAUGGCAGCUGUUGACAGAUGUAGUUGGUACUUCUGGAGAUCAAGCUGUGAUGUCCCUCCACCUGAUCCUCUUAUAUUUAUGAAACACAUGAAUCCACUGAAAAUUUGCAUUAGAAUGUUCACAACACUGUUAUCAGAGCCAAUGGUAUCACUUAGUGCAACUGUAAACACAAUGGUGCAUAGUAUGACAGGUAUGAAUUUAUAGUUAGCACAAAAUAAAAUGUGUGUUAAUUAAUCAGAUAACUUAUUUUUUCUAAUUUAUCAUCUCAUUUGUUUCAGAUGGAUUAUGGUUCCCAUUUGAUAAAAUAUUCCAUAGUCUUCUAAUUUUAUGUAUCAAUGUCUUGCUGAUUUUCAUAUUAAUAAUGAUAACAUUUAAUUUCAUAUUGAAUAUACCAUUUAAUUUGAGUUUUUUAGGUUUAAUCAAUUUUGGAGUUAAGCAACGGCAUAGAAAUUUAAAUUUAAUUGAUGAGAGACCUAAUGAUGGAGUACGCAAUAAUGAAAAUAAUAAUAUUGAUAGAAUUAGUGGUGCUACUUUAAAUAGAAUAUUAGAUGUUUAUUCUCGUGCUUUAGAUAAUUCGCAAAGUAUUAACAGAAAAAAUGGUAAUUCGUCUACAGACACAUCCAACAAUAUGCUUAAAAUUAAAAGAUCUGCUAGUACUAGUCGAUUACCUACUGCUUUAGAAUCCAGAGAAAUUCAUCAUGCUGAUAAUAAUUCAAAGAGACAGAAAGCUAUGUUUAUGUUUGGAGCAGGUGAUGGAAAAAUAAGUCAUAAUAAGCUUUAAAUAAAUAAGCCCAGUUGGUAAUAAUGUCAUAAGUUUUUACUAUUAUGAAAGUCUCAGAGAGGCUAAUAAUGCUUUUAAUAACUACUGUGAUAUUAUUUAUAAAUAUAAUAUUAAUAUGACUUGUGACAAUCAGUUUUCUGCCUGCCCUACGAGGGCUACGGCGUAAAGAUGUAGCAGAAAAAACUUGUACCUGUUAUGGAAAGUUGAUAAUUUAAUAAUUAUUUGUAAUGACAACUUCCGUUUUUAUU